Amphibalanus amphitrite is the source of this 3724-nucleotide messenger RNA. RefSeq names its product integrator complex subunit 4-like. The coding region runs from base 280 to 3126 and encodes 948 amino acids. Lineage: Eukaryota; Metazoa; Arthropoda; Thecostraca; Balanomorpha; Balanidae. The transcript is spliced from 3 exons. Gene Ontology annotation, cellular component: integrator complex. The record is from RefSeq and is a predicted model, not a curated record. Gene Ontology annotation, biological process: snRNA processing.
CAAAUCUCAACUUUCGUUUGACGGGCUGCAGGCCGUCAGGUCGACGGUGACGGGCCCGACACCGACAGACUGACGGUCAUGUGUGAACUGCGUUUCAUGCGCAUAGACGCCUUGGCCACUGAACCACUGAAACAUUAUGUAACACAGUAAGAGCUAAGGCUCUAUAUAUAAGCAACAUUUACUUUCAAAUGUCAGGUGGUGACAUUGUUUAAUUGGUUUUUUGUUUGCCAGACAUACUGGUUAUCCACCUACUCACCUGUCGUCGGCAGUUGGUUCGCGAUGGCGGCCGUCCUGAAGAAGCGCGCGCUGGCCGAGUACAGUCACUCGCAGACGGUGACGGCCGACCAGGAGUCGGCGGCCGGCCCGUCUGUGAAGAAGGUGCGCCUCACGCGCCGCUCCGAGCAGCCGUCCACUCAGGCCGAGGGCUACCUGCAGAUCCUGCAGCGCGCCAAGACCAGCCGCGAGUCGCUUCAGGCGCUCACCAGUCUGGCGGAGCUCAGCCCCGCGCAGGUGGAGGAUGUCGGCGGCGUGGUGCGCCGGCUGCUGGAGGUGUUCUCGCGCGACCAGGAAACGGCCGUGCGCUGUGCGGUACUGCGGCUCGUGCAGCAGCUGGUUUCGGCCGCCGGCGAGCGCGCCCACCUGGCCUCAGCCGCUGACGAGCUGACGGCGCUGCUGGAGCGAGAGACCUCCUCCUCCGUGGCCGGCCAGUGUCUGUCCGCGCUGAGCGAGCUGGGCGCUCUGUCGGGCGGCGAGGCGCGCCUGUCAGCCCGGCUGGUGGCCGCCGCCCGGCCGCGGCUCAGCCACGCCAGUCACCAGGUGGCGGCGCGCGCAGCGGCGCUCCUCGGCCGCCUGCUGCCCGUCAGCCCGCAGCCCACCGACGACCUGACGCAGCUCGGCGAGGCCACGCGCGCGCAGGACCCGCGGGUGCGCUGCGCGGCGCUCCAGGCGCUGCUGACACUGCAUGGCCGCGGUCUGUCGCUCGGCGGCCCGUUGUACGCCGACGCUGUCGCCGCGCUCCGGGACGACUACGAGAGUGUGCGCGAGGCGGGGCUGCAGCUGGUGCACGUGCUGGCGCAGACGGCGCCGGAGCGGCUGGUGCCGCUGGCAGAGUCAGACCAGACCGUCCGCUUGGUGGAUGACGCGUUUGGACACAUCUGUAACGCCAUCAACGACUUGAGCGUGCGUGUGCGCGUGCGUGCCGCCACGCUGCUCGGCUCGAUGACAGCUGUGUCGACCAAGUUCCUGGAGCAGACGCUCGACAAGAAGCUCAUGUCGAACAUGCGCCGCAAGCGUUCGGGCCACGAGCGGCUGCGCACGCUGGUAGUGCGCGGCGAGUGGUCCUCGGGCAAAAAGUGGGGCGACGACGCGCCCAAGGAGCAGCUGCAGGCGGACACGGUCAGCCUGAUGUCGUCGGGCGCGUGCGGCGCCUUCGUGCACGGCCUCGAGGACGAGUUUCUGGAGGUGCGCUCGGCGGCGCUGGAAUCGAUGACCGAACUGGCUACGCUGCACCCGCACUUUGCCGAGAUGAGCCUCGACUUCAUCGUGGACAUGUUCAACGACGAGAUCGCCGAGGUGCGCCUGCGCGCCGUGGACUCACUCUCACGGAUCGGCCAGAUGAUCACGCUGCGGGAGGACCAGCUGGACGAGAUCCUGGCCGUGCUGGAGGUGUACUCGAUCGACACGCGCGAGGGUCUGCACCGCAUGCUGGGCGACUGCCGGCUCGGGAACACCGACUCGCUCAAACUCUGCGUCGAAAAGCUGCUCAAGAACCUGAAGCGGUACCCGCAGGACAAGCGGAGCCUGUGGCGCUGCUUCCAGCGGAUGGGCGCGGCACACCCGGACCUGGUGCUGCCGCUGGUGCCCAGCCUGCUGCACAUCCACCCGUACUUCCAGCUGCCCGAGCAGGAUGUGCAGGACCCGGCCUACGUCUGUAUCCUGCUGCUGGUCAUGAACGCCGCCGCCGGCUCGCCCACCAUGAUGGCGCUGCUGGAUGACAACACGCGCCGGCACUUCCUCUACCUGCGCGACACGCUGCCAGGAAUGGUGCCCGACCGGCUGCCGGGACAGGCGGCCGCCGCCGCCGCCGCCGCGCCCUCACCCUCCACGCCCGCCGCCGCGCGCGACAACGCCGCCGAGUUCCUGCAGAGCGUGCUGCGGCGCGCCGCCGAGCCGGGCGCCGGGCGCGCCGCGCUGGAGCAGUGCCGCCGCGACCUGGACCGGCUGGCGCAGAUCGACUCUGCUCUGUCGGCGCGCGCCCAGUUCGCCUCCACCUACAUCCACUGCCAGCUGCUGAUGGCGCAGGUCACUGGUGACGCCAGCUGGCGGGCGGGCACGGCCGCCGGACCGGCGCGACUGCAGACCAGCGCCGACACGCUGACGGCGCUGACGCUGCGCCUGCAGCACCGGUUCAGCGGGCUGGAGGCCGACGAGUGGGCGGCCGUGCGCCAGCUGCGUCUGCGUCUGCUGGCGCUGCGUCUGGUGCUGCAGGUACGCGGUCGCACCGGCUCGGCGCUGGCGCUCGGUGAACACUUCCUGGAGCAGGCGCAGCAACUGGAACGGCACCUGGUGGACGGCGGACAGCCGCUGGACGCCUUCACAGAGGCGCUGGUGCGCGGCCUCGAGGCCCUCGAGGAGCGCAAGGCGGGCGCCAUGGCGCGUGUGCUGGCGCCGCUGCUGACGGAUAUUCCUGUGCCGCCGCUGAGACUGCGCUCGCCGCUCACCCAGGCGGAGGCGGUCAUCUUCGAACCGCGCCAGGAGACGGAGCACCCGCAGAAGUUCACCGCCGGACUGGUGCUGGGCAUCCCGCUCGACUGCGAGCUGCGACACGUAUCGGAUGUGAGUCAGGUGCGGCUGCGCGUGCAGUACCCGGACCAGCGGGCGCAGCUGGUUCUACCGCGCGCCACCGACUUCCGUCCGCUGGAUGAGCCGGCCUCGUACCGUCUGCGCACCACUGUCCUGGUCAGCCACCAGGUGUGGUCCGAGGACGGCGAGGUCGAGAUCUCCGUGGUGCUGGACGUCAAGGAGCCCGGCUGCAAGGUGCUGAGGCAGGAGGACUGGCUCAUCGCGCUCUGUGACGCCGUCAGGGUGGCCGUGCAGCCGCGCGCCGUGAGGAGGAACGUCAUUUGAGCGGGACGUGACGUGGACAGUGACGUCAAUUUGGACAGUGACGUGACGUUGGCGACUGCGUUGGUGGUGUUGCAGUGUCAUUAAGAACCGUCAGUGUGUUGAAGUGUGCUGUGUAAGGAGAUCAAGAUGUUCUAUGAACAGCGCCCCCUUCCACGCCGCGUGCAAAUGACGCAAGUGAGCGUUGACGAAGGUGUUCUCAGCGAACAGUGUGAGGACACGUCUGUGAUACCCUGCGGCUGCUACGGUACUGCUGGGCGGCGGUCUAUGAUGUGUAGGCAGACACCAGUUACCGUACGUCGGAUUAAAGGCUGACAAGUUCACAGCGGAAGUUGUGUGAUGUGAGAAUGAUACCAGCGGUGUCCGCUCCAUCGCACAAGGGCUGAGCUCUUUCAACCCAAUCGCCGUCGCUUCUCGCUGGUCAUGUAGAGUAAGAAAGCAGAUAACUCUUUUCUGCUGGUGGAGAUUGUGGUUACUUUGCCGCCGUGCUUGAAUUUACGUUCAAAUCUCAAAGCCGGACACAUAUUUUCAUGUUUAUUUGAUGAACCAUGAUGUACAUUUUGAAUGCAAAGGUGAAGCAAAUGUGAAUACAUUAAAUCAA